Molecule: messenger RNA, 585 nt
Organism: Chiloscyllium plagiosum (whitespotted bambooshark)
Lineage: Eukaryota; Metazoa; Chordata; Chondrichthyes; Orectolobiformes; Hemiscylliidae
Gene: glrx
Product: glutaredoxin (thioltransferase)
Cellular component (GO): mitochondrion
Molecular function (GO): glutathione disulfide oxidoreductase activity
Source: RefSeq, a predicted model, not a curated record
CCAGUUGUGACAACAGAGGGGCACUGCUUGUGUUUGCUGCUGAAUCACUGAGGUGACGGUCUAACGAGAAAAAGAAAUGGCACAGGAUUACGUGGACAGUAAAAUUCAUCCAGACAAGGUGGUUCUUUUCAUCAAGCAGAGCUGCCCUUAUUGUGUAUCAGCGCGGAAUGUGCUUGAAGCCUACGAUUUCAAGCAAGACCGUCUGCAGAUCUACGAUAUUAGUGGCCUUCCCGAAAUGAAAGCUAUCCAAGACUACUUUGAAAAAAUAACCGGAGCCAGAACUGUGCCACGUGUGUUCAUUGGGACUGAAUGUGUUGGAGGUGGCUCGGAUGUUGUUAAGCUGGAAAACGACGGAUUGCUGAAGGGCAAACUGAGUGCCAUUGGUGCCAUCUAACCCUUGCCUUUGAUAGGUAUCCAAGGUCUGGCUGACGGUCUAUUACAUGAGGAUACAACGAGAUCUCCCAGAGUGAAUGUGGUGCCUGUACUCAGUCAGCUCCUGCAAGUACGAACUUGAAGGCCACCUAUGAUUUUCUACAAAUGCUUGCUCGUCCUCUGCAAAUAAAUAAUAAAAAGAUUGACCGUGAA